Molecule: messenger RNA, 3035 nt
Organism: Mytilus californianus (California mussel)
Lineage: Eukaryota; Metazoa; Mollusca; Bivalvia; Mytilida; Mytilidae
Product: prominin-1-A-like
Exons: 26
Coding region: 120-2783 (887 amino acids)
Cellular component (GO): membrane
Source: RefSeq, a predicted model, not a curated record
UUACAUUAGUAAACUGCUAUUGCUUUAUAUUUAAAAAGAACUUUUAUUUUCUUUUAACUAGACUAGAUAUUUUAUGUUUGUAGCUCAGACAAUUACUAGAAACAGUGAAGCAUAGAAAAAUGAGUAUUUUAAUAUUGAGAGUUUUACUAAUUCAAGGAUUAACAUGUCUGAAUCUUGUGAAGUCUGGAAAUAUAACAGACAUUUAUGGAAAUGUUGCGUAUGGAAAUGGUACAAUUUCAUGGGAGAACAUACCUUCAGGUUUUUCAUACAAGACGGUUAAUAAUUAUGAUCCAGGAGGCCUGGACGGACUUUACAAAAUGGCAAGAGGUUUCAUAAAUAUGAUUCAACCAGAUCCAUUUCCCUAUGAUAUUGUCAAAGAUGUAUUGAGAAGUAGAUUCGACAUAACAACGCAGUAUCAAGAGGUUAUAAAUGCCAGUAUGGGUUUUGGAAUCUGCUUUGGCAUUGGACUGUUGUUCAUAAUUAUCUUCCCAAUAUGUGGAUGUUGUUUUUGUUGUUGUCGGUGUUGUGGCAACUGUCGACCUGAUCUGAAACAGAUGAAUAAAGCCAAUGAAAAAUGCAAAAUAACGGGACUUUCCUCAGCUCUGAUGGUUAUGUCUGUAUUAAUCGCAUCUUCAGCUGUAUGUGUGUUGAUUACUAACGAUAAGUUCACUGAUGCAAUCAAUUAUGCUGACUCAGCUAUAGCAAACAAUUUGGACGACAUAGACACAUAUAUUAACAAUACUGUUACGGAAUUUAACUACGUUGCUGUAGACAUGUACGAAAUAGUGAACGAUGCAUUAACAGCGGAUAUAAAUGGAAUGGGACAAAUAAUGGCCGAUGAUUUAAUGGCGAGUCUGAACAUAACUCCAGUUUUAGAUGCUGUCUUAGAACUUGACAACUCACUUCAGGCAAUAAAGACAUCGCUAGACUAUGCUGUUGGUAACAUUACAGAGCUACAGACUGCAGCCAACACAUUGACGUCUGAUAUGAAUACACUAUCACAAGAUAUUGUAUCAACGCAAUCGGGAUGUCAGUCUAAGUGUGCUUCCGACUGUGAUGCAUUCGAUUCAUCUGUACUGGCUGUAUCCAUUGAUUUUUCUGGUCUUCCAGAUUUGUCGAAUACUCAGAAGUCAAUUAAUGAUGUGGCAAACGAAAAUCUUACCGACUUAGCCAAUUCGGUGCAAUCACAGUUUGAUAAUCUAGACAGUACAAUUAAUUCCUCAACUGUCUCUGCAAGAGAUUCUAUUAAGAGUACUUUAGAUAGCUUUAAAUCUACGCUAAACACUAUGGUCGAUGAUUUUGAGAAUCAAAUUCAGGGAGCAGUUGACACAUCGAAUUUGAAAUCAGAUGUAACUAAUAUAUUAACACUGGCUAAAAACUAUGACAAGUACAGACAAUUAUUCAGCUACCCUCUACUCUCUAUAUACGCUCUGAUACCGGUGUUAACCAUUUGUGGGUUACUUAUUGGUUAUUUCUGUCGAACGCCAGGCGUUAAACCAACAGAGAGGCCGUUUUGUUCUUGCUGUGGGGGAAAUCUUAUAAUGGCCGCAAUAGGAAUCAUGUUUAUGAUUGGAUCUUUAUUGAUGCUGUUAACAAGCUUGACGUUUAUAACUGGUGGACCUAUGGAGAAGAUGUGCCAGUCAUUCGAGGAUUUGACUGUAUUUCGAGAUUUUGUGGAUGACAAUGGGAUUCCUGAUUUUCACUUUGGUGAUGUUCUUCUAAACGACCCCAACACAACAAUUAGCAUAUAUAACCUUAUGGUAGGAUGCAGGACAAACCAGGCAGUCUUUACUUUACUUCAUCUUGAUAAGCUGAUAAAAGUUGACGAAUAUCUGAAUUAUACACAGUAUCUUGGCAACAUUGAAUCAGAAAUAGCUUCUAUAAGUAGUUCUAUUGAUAUUAGUAAUUAUGAAAUUUUAUCAAAAGACUUGGAAGACGCUCUCAACUCCUUUGCUACUUCCGGUCUUGAUGGUAUUAAUUUUACACAGAUAAAUGACACGUUAAACCAGACUAUUACGACAUUCAAUAUGACCUCAGUUAUUUCCACGCUAACAACAAUAGAGAGUCAGUGUAUUGAUCCUACAAAGGCGAAAUGGACGACACAUAUUGCCGAUGCGGAAACACUGAGAAAUGUGACCAUACCAGCUGUUACGACAGCACAGAGUAAUCUUCAAGCAUCCAUAUCUGUUUUAGAAGGUUUAGUUAAUACCGGAAUAACAGAUAAGAUCAAUGAAGUUUUAAUAACAGCACGAAAUGCUGAUGAUCAGAUUCAAAACAACAUGACGAGCAUCAUAUCACAGACGGCAGAUGAUUUUAAAAAUCAACUGUUAUCUUACAUUGACUCGUAUAUCGAUCAAGUACGAUAUCUGAUAUACAAUGAACUAGCAGCGUGUUUACCAAUAUGGAACCUAUGGGAUUCUUUGACCACAACUUUUUGUAAUUAUGCAAUCGAUCCAUUGAAUGGAUUCUGGUUUGCACUCGGUUGGGGAUUAUUUUUUUGCAUUCCUUUAACUAUUGUUGGAAUUAAACUGUCAAAUUAUUACAGAAGGUUGAAAUAUAAACCUGAACCGAGGAAGAGACAUGACGAUGAACCUCCGCCGCCUUAUACAGAGAAGAUUGAACGCUACGAGGAUGCAGGGACUAAAAAUCAAAUAGCACCCAUUGAGAUAAUAAGCUUCUACGAAAAAAAUCACAACAAAAUAAUAGAUAGAGAUAUGGAUUAUUGGCCAAUUUUUCGUCAUAGAUCAAACAAGGUAUUCCCAAUGUAUCCAACAAUGGACUGACAAAUAAAUGGAGAACUACAAAAGAUCUGUUAUAUAUUGAUAUUUUGUUAAUAUUUCUUAUGUACAAUUUUUUUUUCUAUUUCUAUCACUAUUUUGAAACUGUUAAUGUUCGACUGUUAGUCCCCAGGGUACCAGUAGUCUGUGUUUCAUUACUGAUAUAAUUAAGGACGUGUUUCACUUUUAAAAAGUUCCGUUAAUAAAGUUAGAAACUAUUAGGAAACUAAUGUUCCUAAUACGUCAUGAAAAGGUUGA